AUGGGAAUGUUUAGGUGGAGAAUUGAUACUCUUGCUAAGCUAGAGUACUUUUGGCAGGAGUUUGCCAUCACUGUCGAUGUCCACCUUAGGUUGCCCCCACAGGACUUUCGCAAGACAUUCUUUCCCAGCAAAGACUUCAAGAGGCUGCUGGACUUCCCCAUUAAUCAGCACAAGGCUCUUCUACUGCUGAACUACAUCCCGGCUUACAAAUCCAUCCGUCCCGACGUUCCCAAGAAGAGCAAGUCUCCACCGUUAGCAACAAGUCCCCCAAUUACCUCAUCACCAAGGCCUGACCAAGCCUCUACAUCCGACCCAGCGGAGCAGCCAUCUACUUCUGCUCCACAACUGAUUCCACCUUCUCAGUGCCAACGCCGACGUCGAGCUCCACUGUUUGCCCCCGUAGGCAGAACUCGUAGCCAAAGGCACCGAAGUACUGAGACGUUGGCUUACGAUCCAGCUAACCCACCGACUGCACUUCUGGCGAUUCACUCCGGCACUAAAGUCACUGUCGCCGUUGCCGCCGACGAGAUGGGUUGCAAAAAGGCUGUUGCAGAUGACCUUCUAGUCGACAUCCCUAAUGUCGUCACAGUCCAAUCUUCACCUUCUCAGUCCCAGCCAAAACCGAAGCCAAAGAGACUGAAGAAGGCCCAAGCAAAGGCAACGGUGACUCAGAUCGAUUCUGAGGACACCUUGUCGAUUUCAAAAUUAGCCGAGGACGAGAAGAGUUCCUCCGCCGCCGAGAAGAGGCCUGCUGAGGACGACCUCUCUAAAUCUACCAGGUUAAAAAAGCUGAGGUCCCUAUCCAUUACGAUUGAAGAUAAGCCAGUUAGAACUGGUGAUAGUGUAGUUGACAUUGAGGUCGGCGUUGCCCUCUCAACUGCACUGCUCCUUCCGAAUGACCUUAAUCGUAUGGCCGAGGUCAGCGAAUAUGAAAAUUUCGCUCUGAUGGUGCAGCAUUCUGCGAUCCAGCACGCCCACUCCUUUGCAUUGCAAACAGAGGAAAUGAAGAAAGAAUUGGUCCACAAGACCAAGAAGGCUGCUAGAUUGCUCAAGUCCCUGAACAAAGCCAAGGCCAAAAUGAAAUCCUUGAUAGAUCAGGCCAAUGCAGCCAAGCAAGCUCAGGACGAGGCCGAAAAAAAGGCCGGGGCUGCAGAGGCUGUUGCUGAGGUUUUCAAAGCCGAGAAUAAAGAGGCCGAAGCAAAAAUUGCCAAAGCCCAAGCCGAGCUCCGAACUGCCUUGGCCAUAAAGGACGCCGAGAUCAAAGCGGCGGAUGAGAAGGCCUAUGCCGAAAGGGCAGCCGACGUCCGAGAAGACUACAAAACAGGCAUGCAACAAGGGUUACACCCUUAG
Messenger RNA from Camellia sinensis, 1350 nucleotides. The record is from RefSeq and is a predicted model, not a curated record. NCBI's taxonomy places the organism in Eukaryota, Viridiplantae, Streptophyta, Magnoliopsida, Ericales, Theaceae.